AUGUCAGCAUCAAAAAUAAUUUCAUCUCAAUGUAAAAUUUGUGGAGUUCCUACUACUCAUUUUUAUUUUGGUGUUAAAUCUUGUGAAUCAUGUAAAAUAUUUUUCAAACGAAAUGCUGAAAAUCGAAGGAUGAAACUGAAAUGUCCUUACUAUGGUCAAUGUGACAUAAAUAUUCAUACUCGUCAUGCAUGUGCUUCAUGUCGAUUAGAAAAAUGCCUUAAUGUUGGAAUGUGUGUUGAAUUGAUUCGAUGUUCACACGGCAAGAAGAAAAAAAAAUCCACUACAUCAUUACCAUUAGUUCCACUAGUGAAUCGGAAAAUUGAACAAUCACAAAAGUUAAUAACAUUAAAUUUACUUGAAAGAGAUCAAUCAUUAUUAACUAUUGAUCAAUGGAUUCUUCUAUCUAAUUUAAUUCAUUCAUAUGACGAACAUAAUGCAUUAGCAGUUGUAAAAAAGUUUGCAACAAAUAUAAAUCAUUUACAUCCAAAAUUACGUUAUAAAAUUGAUUCUGCAACAACAAUUGAAGUUAGUACAAUUAUUUGUCAAUCAUCAGAAACAUUUGUUCAAUCGAAUCAUGAUAUUAAUUCAUUACCUGUUCAUGAUCGUUCAAUUGUUUUACGUGGCGCUGUGGAUAAUAUCAGUUGUCUUGGUGGACCUUGGAUAUUACGUCAAUCGGAACUUAUCGAAAAUUCAGCUUUUCGUAAUGGUUUGGAAAUUACAUAUGGUUCAAUUCCAUAUCAACUAACUUUAAAAGUAAUUUCAUCAUUAGAUCAAAAUAUGGAUCUCAUUAAAUUAACAUUAUCAUUAUUUGCUUUUUGUACAAGUAAUUGUACGGUAUUUGGUAAAAAUGCUUCAUUUCUGUUUUUAACUGAUAUGAAAUCAGUUUUAAAUAUACAAAAUAUUUAUGCUGAAGCUAUAUGGAAAUAUUUACUUUAUAAAUAUGCAUUUGAAGAAUCGGUUAUACGUUUUAGUCAUCUUAUUGAAAGUAUUCUUGCUGCAAUUACUGUUCGAACACAUCUACAAACUGUUAACAGUCAUACUGAUGUUAUUGAUACACUUAUUGAAAAUAUUGAAAAAGUUCAAUUAAAUAAAAACGCUGACUAA
Rotaria sp. Silwood2 is the source of this 1104-nucleotide messenger RNA. Lineage: Eukaryota; Metazoa; Rotifera; Eurotatoria; Philodinida; Philodinidae. The record is from the annotation of a GenBank genome assembly.